Wasmannia auropunctata (little fire ant) is the source of this 1719-nucleotide messenger RNA. RefSeq names its product 5'-nucleotidase domain-containing protein 1-like (gene Nt5a). The transcript has a single exon. Gene Ontology annotation, molecular function: 5'-nucleotidase activity. The record is from RefSeq and is a predicted model, not a curated record. The coding region runs from base 131 to 1603 and encodes 490 amino acids. Lineage: Eukaryota; Metazoa; Arthropoda; Insecta; Hymenoptera; Formicidae.
UCUGCCGCAUGGUGGCCGGGCUCACGUGCCGCUUCGUGUUUACGCAGAGCUGUCGGAUUACUCCAAAUUAUUCGGGUUACAUCAUGCCACGUACGCGCGUGCCGCCGCAUUCGUGAGCCGAUAAUCAGAUAUGAUUAGAGACCUGGGUCUCUAUCGUCGUACUGUCAGGUUGUGUGCGCGCAGACAUUCCGCUUUACGCAAGCGAGUAACCAAUAAGGUAGAGAUACCCGUCGACACGACCGCGCGCGCGGUUUCUAACGGCCGAUACAACGAUUCCACAGCGUCUAGCGGUGGUCCGAGGAGCGACAUGGACGCGUUCAGAUUCACGGAUUACGACUGCGUCGGCUUCGACCUGGAUAACACCCUGCUGCGUUUCAACGUCACGAAUCUGGUGUGCAUGGAGUACGAGAUGCUGGCCGAGUUCCUGGUCGACAAACGGGGAUACAGCGGGGCUCUGCUGAGGCCGCUGUCGGACGACGACCUGGACUUCAUGCAGAAGGGGCUGCUGCUGGACCUCGAGAGGGGCAACGUGCUCCGGGUGAGCCCGGACGGCGUGAUCCGCCGAGCGUGCCACGGCACGCGUCUGUUGAACGUGGAUCAGAUAAGGCAGGCGUAUCCCGGGCAGAGAUGGGACGUCACGGACACCUUCUGCCGCGACUUGAUCUCAACCUGGAACGGUCCUCUGUCCUUGAAAGUGAGGAGCCUGUUGGACUACUUCGACAUCAUGACGAGCGUCGCGUUCGCGCGGGCCGUGGACGCCCUCGACGAAGAGCGCGGAUCGCCCUUGGACAGAUACAACAUCUGGCCCGACCUGCUGGCCGGACUGAUGCACAUGUUCUCCCGAGAGCACUUCCAGUCGGACAGAGGGAUCUUCGGCCACGUGAAGAGAAAUCCGGACAAGUAUUUGCGGAAAUGCUGCUCCACCACGAUCUCGUGGUUGAAGGAGGUGAAGAAAAGAUCCGCGACCUUCCUUCUCACCGGCUCGAAUGCGGACUUUGCGAGUUUCACCGCGAGUUACGCCCUCGGCGAGGACUGGCGGUCGCUCUUCGACGUUGUGGUGUGCUACGCGAAGAAGCCGGGUUUUUUCAUUUUCAAUCGUCCGUUCUUCGACGUUGUGAACAACAACGAGACCGAUAUCGUGACUCAGGGCUUGAGACGGGGUGAAAUGUACAGUCAGGGAAACUGGAAUGAUCUGUCAGAAUUUCUAGCUCGUAUAACGGGAAAGACUAAUCAGCGGUGCUUGUAUAUCGGUGAUAAUCUCAUACAAGACAUCUACGUACCAAAUGCACUGGCACGUUUCGAUACGCUGGCCGUGGUCGAGGAACAAAUGUCAGAGGGCAUGCUUCAUCAUGCCCUGACUCAUCCGGACGAGAAGGUUCUAAAUUCGAAGCUUUGGGGGUCUUACUUUUGCUUGAAAGAUUCGACGGUCAACGUGGACUCCAUAUGGGGCCACAUAAUAAAGAAACACGCGAAGCUGUGUAUACCGAAUAUCAGUUUGGUAACACAGAGAUCGUUAGAGGAACCCAUCCCUUGUUUUGACAAGGAUGGAAAGUUAUAUCGCGGAUAUUAUCCUGCUAUACCGCUUAGUGUAUCAGCCAUGUAAUGUAGGAAUGAAAAUGUCAAUUACGUUACAUCGUUUCUUCGUAAACGAAGAGACAAUUACAAAUUUUACAUUAGAAAAAUUUUAGAUGUUUAGCUUGUGAUAUUUUUAAGUAUAAU